Molecule: messenger RNA, 1567 nt
Organism: Hibiscus syriacus
Lineage: Eukaryota; Viridiplantae; Streptophyta; Magnoliopsida; Malvales; Malvaceae
Exons: 3
Coding region: 273-1310 (345 amino acids)
Source: RefSeq, a predicted model, not a curated record
CAUUCAUCUCCCAUCUUUGGCUUGGGAACCAUUUUUAUCCAGAACCUUGAAAUACCAUUUCUCCCUUUUUGGUAUUUCAAAUUCCCCCACACAAAAGCAAACCCUAAUUAUAAUCUUCUCAGCUCUAUCUUUCUCAACAAUCCUAAAACAAAACACUUUCUUUUCGGGAUAUACAAAUGUAAUCAGAAUCGAUGUGAAUUGGAGCGGUUGGAUUCUCCUUGUAAAGAAUUUACUCAUUCUCUGGUGCUUUGGAUUAUAAAAAGCUGGAUUUAAUGGAUACCAACGUUUGUGACAUCAAUCACUUGGAUGCUGAUGUCCUUUUGCCUCCUCGGAAGCGCCUGUUAGCUGGCUUUAAGAAACGAGCUUCGAAUGCAAAUGGUGCUUCAGAUCAGCCAAUAGCUGCUGCUUCAACUUCAUCUCCUUCACCUCCUUCACCAUCAUCUGCUACUUCAUCAAGUGAUGUUGAUGCUCAUCUUAAUAACUUAUUGAGUUCACGUUUCAAUAACCCUAACCUUUCUCCCGAGGAGAUUUAUGAGGCCUCUAGUGCAGCCGCUAUUGCUGCUGCUAAGACUGCUGAAGCUGCCAGAGCUGCAGCAGAGGAGAAGGCUGCAAUUGCAGCUAAAGCUAUCGCCGCAGCUAAGAGUGCAUUGGACAUGGUAGCAACAUUUUCUGAAGAUGUUGGUGGUAAGGAUAGAUACCUCAAAAAGAAUAAGUUCAAGAAGCAUGUCCCAGUUCAAGUUUUAUACAAAAAACACCAACCAAUUGAGAAUUCUAGGGUAGAUGAAGAUUUAGCCCAGAGGUUGCACCGAGCAAUCAAUAGUUCUCCAAGAAUCUCAAACGAUUCACCAAUUUAUGAAUGUAAAGGUCAUCAACAGAAAAGGUCCAAGAGCUUGCCAACUCUGGAGAACACGAAGGUUCCCAAUGGGGGUACUGUGCUGAGAGGAAGCCCUUCUUCUACCUGCAAUGGAGGUACGAUGGCAGCCGAGAUCAAUUCUGAUGACUUGGUUAAGGAGCACGUAAAGGUAGCCAAUUAUGAAAAAUCAGGGGAGUCGGUGUUGGAUAAUGGUGAAUCAGAAUCAAAGGAAAAAGCUUGCGAAGAUACGUAUCCUACUGGUAAAAGGAGGGGAAGAGUAAAGCUAAAGAAGUUGCCCUUGAGCGUUUGUUCCUAUAGGGAUCGAGUGAAUGCCAAGGAAGAUAUGAUUACUAAGAACUCUCCGUUGAUGGACAAGAACAUGGGUACACCUGUGUGGAAAUGCCAGGAUUUCAAGGCCCCUUCAUGUAUCGAACAAAACAAAGUCACCCAAUUGUAAUGCUCGGUUCUGUUCUGGUCGCAGGUGACUUCAAUCUUAGACGAUAGUUGAGGUAGGAGGAUUCACUUCUCUUUUAAUAGAGACGAAUUUUACUCCACUUUAUCUUUUUUCGCUCAUAUCUGGUUCUGUAAGGAAGAUGGAUUUGACAGUGUACAUUUGAAUGUUUCAAUUGCUUGCCUCUAAACUAGAACAACACCAAUAAUUGAAUUCGAGAUAAAGAGGAAUGCAGUGCAAUAAAUAUUAGGUAGUUCUUUCCC